UUAGCUAACCGUUAGCUAAAUUGCUAUAAUUUCAGACCAUUAUCUUUCUAACGCUUAACUAGUUAUAUAUUUCCAAUUUGCUUUUAGCUACUGAUGUUUGUAGUGGAUUAGCAUGCUACGUAGCAAACGUUACCUUGCUAUGUCUUGCCACUGUAACGUACAGCACGGAUCUGACAUGUGAGUUAGUACUUUAUGCAAGCUAGCUAAUAAGCUAGCUAAUGUUUAUGCUAUUUUCAUAGGUAUCUGCGUCGGUCAGUGAUGAACAGACUGAUAGUGCUGCAUCUCAGAAAAGAGAGGAGAGACUCCGAAAAUUCCGUGAACUGCAUUUCAAAAGGGUGUGUGUUCAAAGGUUCUCCUAUUUCAGACACAUUUUAGUAACGUCAUAGUAGCCUAUCCUCAUUUGAGUUCAGAAGUAGCUUGAGUUUACAUGGUAUAUCUUGUCUCUGUGUUCUUUGUAUUCAAGUUCUGGAAUGUAUGUAUUUUGUGGUAUCCAUUGCAGAAUGAAGCGCGCAAGCUCAAUCACAAGGAGGUUGUGGAGGAGGACAAAAGACUGAAGCUACCAACUAACUGGGAGGCUAAGAAAGCCCGUCUGGAGUGGGAACUUAUGACGGAUGAAAAGAAAAAGGUACCAGUUUAUCAACCGACUUAAUUAUAAUAUAUUAAUUAUAUAUGCCAUUUAGCACAUGCUUUUAUCCAAAGCAAUUUACAGUCAUCCUUGCAUACAUUUUACGUAUGGAUGGUCCUGGGAAUCAAACCCACUAUCCUGGCAUUUUAAGUGCAAUGCUCUACCAACUGAGCUACAGAUGGCCACUGCUAUGUUGAACAUAAUUAUUAUUACAGAGGCACUGCUUUCUGGAUGAACCGUCACAUGCGUAGGAUUAUGUUUUAUUUUGUUGGCUGAUCACAGACAGCAGGAUGUCAGAAAUCAACUGCAAGUUGUGUACCUUAGGAUAAUAGAUAAGUAAUGUUAUAAGUUAUCUAGUAAUUGUAUGCACACUGUUGCGGUUUAGUGACUUGGUGUGUCUGUGAGAUUUCAGGAGUGUGCGGCCAAAGGGGAGGACUAUGACCGGGUGAAACUGCUGGAGAUCAGUGCUGAGGAUGCUGAGCGUUGGGAGAGAAAGAAGAAGAAAAAGAACCCUGAUCCAGGAUUCUCAGGUGAGAGAUACUACUCUUUUUUUUUUGAGCGAACAUAACAACCAUGCCUCAGCUGGUCAGUUUUUCUGAACAAGAAAACUCUGGUUUCUACUUAUAGGCUAUAACUGGUAAGGCCACAUGGUCAGGAAGAGCUCAGGUCCUCCUCUUUAGCUGAGGGCCAUUCAAUCAUGGGCUUGGAGAGCACCUACCAGUAUGUCAUGCUGUACAUCCUCAAUCCAUAUAUAUUUUUUAAUCAAGCUAUCAUCUAAAAUAAGAUAUACGCCUGGGGAAACAAGUGGGAAAGAGUGACUUUUUAAUGUAGAGCCUGGUUGUUUGUGAAGACCUCAACUCCACAAAGACCAGUCUGAAAUGCAGCAGAAAUUAGAUUGUGGAAGACAGCUACUGGAGGUGGUACAGUCACUCCACCACAGGGUAGCCCUGAGGAAUUCUGGGUGCGUGUAAAGACCCCUUGGGAUACAUCAUUUUUAACUGCCUCCAAUUUAAUCUGCCAAAAGGGAUCACUGCAUUCCCCAAAUAUGGCUGCCAUCUGUUGCAUCAAAAUGUCUCUGAAUUAAACCUCUGGGGAGAAAAUUAUCACCAGAGGGGCUUGAAAGCGGGGAAAGCGGCCUCCUCAUCUCCCCUAACCAGACGCAGGUUUUGUCACAGAGCUUUGCGCCUGCUUGUUGUUUGUUCCGGUAAUUAUAACCUCUCUUGUUUGCUGCCAUUGGCCCGCAGGUUACGCGGAGGCCCAGCUGCGACAGUACCAGCGCCUCACCAAGCAGAUCAAACCAGACAUGGACGGCUACGAGAGGCAGCGAGAGCAGUGGUGAGCCGGCGCCCCCUCAUAAAACUCCUCUCUCAUUUUCCAUUACUGAGUGUCUUUGAUAUUGUCUACAAUGAGUCGGCCGUGCAGGGUUGCCUCCCAAUGUCCUCAAGCACAAGUCGUAUAUAUUGGUUUUGAAAAGGCACAUGUUUCAAAGAAGACUGUUUCCCCCAUAAAAGGGGUACCAUUACAUUUUUUUAUUGCGUCAAACAAAUGGAUAAUUGACGCUGCUAUCACACAGUUUCACUGAUCAUGUGCAGAAAGCAUUCACUUAAAUCCCAGGCAGUGUGCCCCAAUCCUGCCCCAUGGUUAGUUUUGACAUUGUCACAAAAUCAUUUAAUGUCUUAAAAGCGUCAGUGUGAGGCAUAUGCUCAGAGAGGAACGGUAUGGUUAUAGUUAUGGUGGGUUUUCUUGAUCAGCCAAAGAUGAGUUCAGAACCCACAGGUUUUUCCCCUUAAUUGCUGCCACAUGUGGAGCUGUGAAGGGUGCACUACACUAAAGCAUAAUGUUCCCAGUCAUAGAGAUGGCUCAUAUUCAGCUUGGAGAGAUGGAUGGCGUUGAGGAGGAUCAUUAUAAUUGAUAUUGUGUUAACCGACUCUCCUGUUCUGUCUCACAGUGGCGAGGACUUCCACCCCACAUCCAACAGCCUGAUCCAUGGGACCCACGUCCCAUCCAAGGAGGGCAUUGACCGCAUGGUGGACGAUGUGGAGAAACAGUAAGUGUAAUAGAGACGAGAGAGAUCCUAUCCCCCUCUGACCUCCCAUUUAAUGCACUGGAGUCCAAAACAAGGUCCAUUUGUGGAAAGAGUGAAAGCCCUCUGUGAAUGGGAGAGGCAGACAUGUGCGUGCAUGAAGCCAGGGCAUAUCUGAUGCCUACUGAAUGAACCCCAGUGUUGGGAGCCUGAUGGGGCUGGCUGAUAAGGCUCUUUUAUGGUAUCACCCGCUGGGGAGGUGCUGGAAAACUUGUCUGUUCUUUCUAGCUUAGUGGGAGUGUUGCCUAGUUAAUGAACCCUCAUCUCUAAUUCACACCCCUUAGAUUACCACAGUUUCUGUUGCAUCUGCAUGAAUGGUGUUAAAUUUGCCAGAUAGAACGGAUUUUCCCCAAUCCAAUAAUGCAUGGCAUGCCUUUCAAAAUAAAGGCCAUGGAAUAGAGCAGUCGAGCUGCACAUUAGACCUUCCAUACCAGCUACGGUCAAGUCCUGAAGUCCCUCACACCUGACCAGCAUAUUACCUUCCCUAGUGUCCCUGGGUUACAUUAGCCUUCUAUCUUUCUUUUCUCUCCUCUUUGCGCCCAACUAUUUUUGGGAGUCCUUGUGUUAGUGAUGCUCCUGUGAGAGAUUAGACAGGGAAGGAGCUGCCAGGGCAUGACGCACAUCUCCGCUUUGAAGACACACUAAGUAAAGGCUGUGAGUUAGCAAAGUGACUGUGUGUGCCAGCCUGUGUGUUCAAGUAGAAGAGUAAGGUUUUCCAUUGGUGCUUUGGCAUAUGAAAUUGUAUACUGUCUUCGUUUAGGGAUUGUUGCCUGUGUGUGAUUGAGUCGUUCUGGAGAGGUCGGAUUUGAUGUAACUGAAUUAGGUUUUUCUACUAUGAUUGUUCUUUUGGUUUGUGAGUUGUGUGUGUCCUUGACACUGAUCCUUUGCUGUUCUUCGCAGGAUUGAGAAGCGGGCCAAAUACAGCCGGCGCAGGGCCUACAACGAUGACGCAGACAUCGACUACAUCAACGAGAGGAAUGCCAAGUUCAACAAGAAGGCAGAGCGGUUCUAUGGCAAAUACACAGCCGAGAUCAAGCAGAAUCUGGAGAGAGGCACAGCAGUCUAACUGGACUGGUCAUUCUAAUUGACGCUACCAUUUCCACUGCUUUGUUGUAACUGAAGGCCAUAAUUAGUCACUAUGGUUACAGGACCGUACAUAGAACAUAGAAACCCCAUUUCAGUUGGUGACAAUGCUUACGUAUCUGAGAUCUAAGUUUGUAUUUUGUCGCUGACAUUUCUUUAGAGGCAUUUUAUAACUAAAAAUGUUUUACUGUAUUGUUACUAAAACACUUUGAAUUACAUUUUUACAUUUUAGUCAUUUAGCAGACGCUCUUAUCCAGAGCGACUUACAGUUAGUGAGUGCAUACAUUUUUCAUACUGGCCCCCCGUGGGAAUCAAUCCCACAACCCUGGCGUUGCAAGCGCCAUACUCUACCAACUGAGCUACACAGGACUACUUGAAUCAGGUGGAAUAGCUAACUCUGAGUACAACCUGAAUAUUCUUGUAACGCUAUUCCUGCCUUUCUGUCAGUGUUUAUGGUAUGUAUGAACA
Molecule: messenger RNA, 4259 nt
Organism: Coregonus sp. 'balchen'
Lineage: Eukaryota; Metazoa; Chordata; Actinopteri; Salmoniformes; Salmonidae
Source: the annotation of a GenBank genome assembly